Apus apus (common swift) is the source of this 719-nucleotide messenger RNA. RefSeq names its product ATP synthase peripheral stalk subunit d (gene ATP5PD). The transcript is spliced from 6 exons. Gene Ontology annotation, molecular function: proton transmembrane transporter activity. The record is from RefSeq and is a predicted model, not a curated record. Gene Ontology annotation, biological process: proton motive force-driven ATP synthesis. Lineage: Eukaryota; Metazoa; Chordata; Aves; Apodiformes; Apodidae. The coding region runs from base 22 to 600 and encodes 192 amino acids.
GCGGCCGGUACCGGGCGCGGGAUGACGCACUUCCGGCGGGGCUGCGCUCUGAUUGGCUGCGCGGGCCGCCCCUUCCGGCGGGGACGGCGGGGACGGUCAGUGAAGCGCGGAGCCAUGGCGGGCCGCAGAGCUGCCAUCAAGGCCAUCGACUGGGCGGCCUUCGCCGAGAGGGUGCCCCCCGACCAGAAGGCCAUGUUCAACGCCCUGAAGACCCGCAGCGACGCCCUGUCUGCCCGGUUGGCUGCCCUGCCAGAGAAGCCCCCAGUCAUUGACUGGACUCACUACAAGGCAGUUGUUGCCAAAGCUGGCAUGGUGGAUGAGUUCCAGAAGAAGUUCAGUGCACUAAAGGUUCCUGAGCCUGUGGAUACACAAACUGCCAAAAUUGAUGCCCAGGAGCAGGAAGCUGCAAAGAGCACAGCUGAGUAUGUUCAGGCUUCCAAAGCCCGCAUCGCCCAGUAUGAGCAGCAGCUGCAGAAGCUCAGAAGCAUGAUUCCCUUUGAGCAGAUGACAAUUGAAGACUUGAACGAUGCCUUCCCUGAAACCAAGCUGGACAAGGAGAAAUAUCCCUACUGGCCCCACAAACCCAUUGCUGAUCUGUAAACAGUUGGUCUCACAGCUGUCAGACUCGAUGAUUGUUUAAAUAAAGUGCUUUCCCUCCUGCCCGGGGCUCAGACCCUAGCCAAGGGGUUGCAGGGUUUUGAGGGAUAUGGAGCAAUGCA